Molecule: messenger RNA, 2169 nt
Organism: Kuraishia capsulata CBS 1993
Lineage: Eukaryota; Fungi; Ascomycota; Pichiomycetes; Pichiales; Pichiaceae
Exons: 1
Coding region: 1-2169 (722 amino acids)
Molecular function (GO): metalloaminopeptidase activity
Source: RefSeq, a predicted model, not a curated record
AUGUCACACACCAUCCAGCCACGUCCCUCCACCUACUCACUGGCCACCCAUAUGAGCGCCGGCGGCCCCGCCAUCCGCAGAAACUCCAGGGCUUGUCUCAACUGUAACUGCAGUCCCGGUCUACUGUCACGUCAGGGCCGGAUGAGCUCCACAUACUACAAACGGAUGUCGCUUACGCGUUCUGGGUCCAACCCGAGCUCACCUGGGAAGUCCACUCGCGCCUCGAGCGUCAUCGAUCAGGUGGUGAAUCCUUGUGCCGAGGAGGACAAGGAGAUCAACACCUCCAGAAGACUCGAAGCCUUGAGACUGGAGAUGCAGAAAGAAGACAUCGAGAUCUACAUUGUUCCCAGUGAAGACGCACACCAGUCAGAGUACACAGCCCCAGCGGACCAGAGGAGAAGCUUCAUUUCGGGUUUCAGUGGCAGUGCGGGAGUUGCUGUCAUCACCCGUGAUCCCAUGUGUAUGAACGAGCAGCCCGAAGGGCUUUCUGUGUUAUCGACAGACGGAAGAUACUUCACCCAGGCGACUCAGGAGCUUGACUUUAACUGGUCUCUUUUGCGCGAGGGAGUGCCCGAAGACCCUACGUGGCAGCAAUGGACUGCUUUCAAUGCUGUGCAAAUGUCCCAGGAUUCUGGAAGAGAAAUCCACAUUGGAAUCGACCCCAAACUUGCAUCUUACGUCUCUAUUGAAUCUCUGGACCAGAUCGUGAAGCAAAAACUGGAGGGGUUCAAAGACACAAAGCUCAAACCAGCAGUGAGUCUCAAGCCGGUAUCCAGGAAUCUGGUUGAUGCCAUUUGGGGCCGUUUUGAGGUCGCUGUCCCACGUCACCUUGAACCCAUUCGUAUACUGGAGAAAAGUCUGACUGGACUCGAUGUGUCCGAAAAGCUCAAGCUUGUAAAAGAGAAACUGGAGAAGGUGGGAGCAACUUCUAUUGUUGUGAGUGCUCUUGACGAGAUUGCGUGGUUCUUGAAUAUCAGAGGAUCUGAUAUUGAGUAUAACCCUGUUUUCUUCGCAUACCUGAUCAUUGACGGCGAUAGCAUAAAAGUCUAUGUGGAUGCCCAUGAAAGAUUUGCAGCCUUUUCCCAGUAUCUGGAGUCUAACAAUAUCAAGUUGUUCAAGUACAGUCAGAUCUUUGAAGACGUCAAAGAUCUCUCCAGCAGGUCGAAGCUGGUGGCUCUCCCAGCGAAAACCACGUCCUGGGAGAUCGUUAACCACAUCACAGAAAAGAAUUUCAAGCUCGUGGACUCACCAUUGGAUGAACUGAAAUCCACAAAAACCCGCGAGGAGAUCGAGGGCGCCAGGCUGGCGCAGGUCAAGGACUCCACCGCCAUAGUGAAGUUUCUGAGUUGGUUGGAAAACGAGCUUGUUGAGAACGGCGAGCUUAUCGAUGAGGUUGAAGCAGAUGAAAAGCUAUCAGAGUUCAGAAGACAGGAAAAAAAUUUUGUCGGGUUGUCUUUCGAGACCAUCAGUGCCACUGGUGCAAAUGCUGCUGUAGUGCACUAUUCGCCAAAGCAUAGCCCUGCGAUGAUCAAUCCCGCCAAAAUCUACCUCUGUGAUACUGGAUCGCAAUUUUUGGAAGGAACAACAGAUACCACCCGUACUGUGCACUUUACGUCUCCUUCCAAAGAGGAGAUGAACGCCUAUACCUUGGUGUUGAAGGGCCAUGUUGCCCUUGCGAGAACUCGAUUCCCAGAGGGAACCACUGGUUUGAUGAUUGACUCUUUUGCAAGACAGCAUCUUUGGCAACACGGACUGGAUUACCCACAUUCUACAGGCCAUGGCGUUGGUGCUUUUCUCAACGUCCACGAGGGUCCAAUGGGAAUUGGAUACCGCAUUGCGGGUCAUGCCAAGUUUCCUCUGCAACUCGGCAAUUUACUGAGUAACGAACCUGGAUUCUAUAAGCCAGGCGAGUUUGGUAUCAGAAUUGAAAGUAUGAUGUACGUGAAGAAGGCUGAGGACAUUCCAGCGGGCACCAAACAGUUCUACGAGUUCGAGACCAUCACUUUAGUGCCUUUCUGCAGAAAGCUGAUCAACAACAAGUUGCUUACGUUUGACGAGAAGUUCUGGAUCAACGAGUAUCACAAGCAAGUUUGGGAAACAAUCUCUCCAUUGUUGCCUAGAAGAUCUGCUGAGUUGAACUGGUUGAAGAGGGAGACCGCGUGUUUGUGA